This is a messenger RNA of Pelobates fuscus (common spadefoot toad), 2423 nucleotides long. Its product is annotated as gastrula zinc finger protein XlCGF26.1-like. NCBI's taxonomy places the organism in Eukaryota, Metazoa, Chordata, Amphibia, Anura, Pelobatidae. Bases 304 to 2157 code for a protein of 617 amino acids. The transcript has 2 exons. The record is from RefSeq and is a predicted model, not a curated record.
CUAAACGCAAGUGAAACAGAUGAUUUACCCAUCGAUGUUCUGUCAGCGAAUCGUGUGACUGAAGGUAGAGUCGCAGAUGAUCAGGGAGGAAAUUCUGUGACAUUUAAUGAACUAAGUAAGAGACCAAGUGAAUCUGUGAAAUCUGAAACAGCUUUAUAUGAAGAAAGAAAUCUACCAGAUGGAGAGAUUUACUCACUGAAAGAAUGUUCACAAACAAAAUCCACAGUAAACACGGAAUAUCCAUCUACUCAUAUUAAGGAGGAACCAACCUCAUGUGAAGAAGGGGAUCUCACACACACUGACAUGUGUACACCCAUAGAACAGACAGAAUAUCUAUCUACUCAUAUUAAGGAAGAUCCACUCUCAUGUGAAGAAGGAAAUCUCACAGAAACUGACAUUUACAGACCCCCAGAGCUGGCACAGUGUCCAUCUACACAUAUUAAGGAGGAAUUGGCUUUAUGUGAAUAUCCAUCUACGUCCAUCACGGAGGAUUCAGCUUCGUGUAAAGAAGGAAAUCUCACAAACACUGGCAUUAUUACACCCACAGAACCUUCAGAAUAUCCAUCUACUCAUAUUGAGGAAGGUCUAGUCCCAUGUGAAGAAAGGAAUCUCACAGAAACUGAAAUUUAUAUGCCCACAGAGCCUACACAGACAGAAUAUCCAUCUACUCCUGUUACGGAGCAUCCAGUCUCGUGUGAAGAAGGAAAUCUCAGGGAUCUGGACAUUCAAACCUCUGCUUGUGAUCCUGUGAGACUAUACAAAAUGGAUACCAAUAACUAUGAUGGUACAAAAGUUUCACUCACAAUUUUAAAUCAAAUGAAAUAUCAGAGAUUUCGUGAAGGGAAGAACGUGACUUGUUCUGAAUGUGGAGAAACAUUCACCUGUAAAACAAACUUCAUGGGACAUCGGUGCUUUCAAUCAAAAUCACACACUAUUGGAAUUUGCAAUACUCACCAAGGAUCUAAAUCACGUUCCCGUAUUGAACUUGAAAAACAUAUUCAGACCAACUCUCUUCCCAAAUGUAAUUUCAUACACAGUGGGGAAAAGCAAAAACAUUCUUGUUCUGAAUGUGAGAAAUGCUUUCAAACCGUUACCGCUCUUAAGCUUCAUUUUAGGAGCCACACAGGAGAAAAAGCAUUUUCAUGUUCUGAAUGCGGGAAAUGUUUCACUCAAAGAUACAACUUGAAUGCACAUCUCAGUGUUCACACAGGAAUUAAGCCAUUUUCAUGUUCUGAAUGUGGGAAAUGUUUCACUCUUAAAUCAACUCUUGUUGCCCAUGAACGGAUUCAUAGUGGAGAUAAACUUUUCUCCUGCUCUGAGUGUGGGAAAUGUUUCACUCAAAAAAACAACUUUAAGGCACAUCUAAAGAUUCACACAGGAAUUAAGCCAUUUUCAUGUUCUGAAUGUGGGAAAUGUUUCUGUGAAAAAUCCAAGCUUGUUGCCCAUAAGCGGAUUCAUAGUGGAGAGAAACCUUUCUCCUGCUCUGAGUGUGGGAAAUGUUUCAGUGAUAAAUCAAAUCUUGUUGCCCAUAAACAGAUUCAUAGUGGAGAGAAACCUUUCUCCUGCUCUGAGUGUGGGAAAUGUUUCCGUCAUAAAUCAACUCUUGUUGCCCAUACACGGAUUCAUAGUGGAGAGAAACCUUUCUCCUGCUCUGAGUGUGGGAAAUGUUUCACUAGAAAGCCAAAUCUUAUUGUCCAUGAACGGAUUCAUAGUGGAGAGAAACCAUUUUCAUGUUCUGAAUGUGGGAAAUGUUUCACUCAAAAAAGCAACUUUUAUACACAUCUCAGGAUUCACACAGGAGAAAAACCAUAUUCAUGUUCUGAAUGUGGACAUUGUUUCAGUCAUAAAUCAAGGCUUAUUACCCAUAAACGGAUUCAUAGUGGAGAGAAACCUUUCUCCUGCUCUGAGUGUGGGAAAUGUUUUAAUCUGAAAGGCAACUUAAAUAAACAUCUCAUGAUUCACACAGGAGAGAAACCAUUUCCAUGUUCUGAAUGUGGGAAAUGUUUCAGUCGUAAAAACAAACGUGAUAGCCACAUGAGGAUUCACACAGGAGAGAAACCAUUCUCAUGUUCCGAAUGUGGGAAGCAUUUCAGUCAUAAAAGAAACAUUGAUAGACACGUUAUGAUUCACAGAAGAGAAACCAUUUGCAUGUUGUGAAUGUGGGAAAUGUUUUUCUCAGAAAGGUUACCUUAAUUCUCAUGAAAGAUUUCACAAUACCAAUAAAUCUAAAACAGAAAGGAGUUAAGGCGCUCACUAUAAUAAAAUAAAAAAACUCCUUGCAACUAUAUCUAGCAAACCAAAGAUUAAUAAGUGCCUAACAUUAAAAGAUCUAUGGAGUUACACUAAUGGUAUACAUACAUGAAUAAAUGUGUAUCUUGUCAUUAUUAUUAUUUAAAAAGCGCCAACAAAUUCUGCAGCGCUGU